GUGGUCAACGCGCGACUCAGAGGGACUUAAAGAAAAUUUUCUAAGUCCCACUUCUCCACUUCUUUCCAACACAGCCCAUGCUCUAGCUCACGCUUUGCUCUCUUUCUCUUCGCCCUCCCUUACCUAAGCGUCUUCCCGAGUAAAGGCGCUAUUCCUCCUGUAUCUCUAGAUUUUUGCAUCUUUAACUCCCGCCUCCCUUCUUUGACCAUCAAAUUGGUCAAACUAUCUUACACGUCAUCUGAAAGCAAUGGCUGAACCCACUGAACCCCAAGAACUCGCGGUCGUGCAAGCCCAAGAAGCAUACACCGUUGCUAGCGCCGCUUUGGAGGGACUUGAACAGGUCUCUCCCAACGAUACUUGGUCUGCCUCUUGCGUUGAUGACUGGCUUCGUGAAGCCAUCGACAACUGGACGACUUGUAGUGACAAUGUUUCAUUGGCCGAGGUUCCGCUUCGUAGCUGGUACAAACUGGAAGGGAGUUUUUUUCAGUCCUUCGCCGCUGUGCCCAUCGAGAAGGUUGAAGAGGCCCGUCGAGAGUAUAACACCCUGGCUCGCGAAGCGGUCCAGUACGAACUCGAGGUACCCAUUUUGACUAUGAAAUGCGUGGUUGCUCGUGUUACCACGCCUCCAAAGUCACCAGUGGCCUCAAGACAAGCUUCCGCGGCGCCGCCCGCGCCUUCGACUUCAAAAGUCACUCCUUGUCCAAUUUCACUCCUUCGUAAGCCCGUUGUUAGUACUUCCACUCCGGCACCUUCUCUACCGUCUCUAGUUCGUGUUACGAUGCCGCCGCCUGUUUUUCAGCUGGAUCCUACUUCUCUUCAUACGAGGAUAACCAGGCCUUUGAAACCUGUGGCCGAGGUCUCAGGAGUUCAACAAAAACGUUCGUCUCCACUUACAGCCAUUAAUGCCGUCUCCCGUCCACAAAUGAUCCCGGGGCUGAGUACCAUUCAGGACGAAGAUGACGAAGAAGAAGGCAAAGACGAAACCAAAGCUCGUGGCAAUGUCGACGAACCAACUGACGAGGAGGACGAUCAUUCUCCCCGCCCCCCUCCGACUAAGCGUGCCCUAGAGGAUGUCGAGGAGGUUGAAGAACUUGUGGCCGCUAAAAAGGCCAAGGUUCAGGCCGUCAAGAAGGUCGAUGACGUUGUUCAAGUCACUACAGCGGUGAGAAAAUGGAGUCCGGGGCCCUCCAAAUUGCUGGUCAACCUGGGUGUCAGCGGCAGCGGUUUUGGUGAGGUCGUACCCUCAUCUGCCAAAUGUCCCUGCACUGUUGAUGGGGAGGCAGGCCUUAAUCCCGAGGACCACUAUCGUCCAAUGGGUGCUGCUGCCAUCAAUGCUUUCGAGGGGGAGCUAAACGCCUUGGAACAGAGUAUCUCUGCCACUGCCUCCCUUACCCAACAAUAUCUCGCUGGCCUCAACGUUCUGGCCCAUACUCAGAAUGUUCGUGCUCAGGUAUCACGUCUUCGGGAAUGCCUUUUGUCUCCCAUAGAAUUUGAUGAAGACAAUGAGGAUGAGAAGGACAAUAUGGGUGACAGUGGUUCUGGCAGCAGUGACAACUAGGGCUGGUGGUUGACUAGGUUUUCCAGCUGGGAGCAUGGCUCCCCUUUUUGAACAAUAUAUAUAUACCACUAUUAUACACCUUUGGGC
Molecule: messenger RNA, 1645 nt
Organism: Guyanagaster necrorhizus
Lineage: Eukaryota; Fungi; Basidiomycota; Agaricomycetes; Agaricales; Physalacriaceae
Exons: 7
Coding region: 248-1558 (436 amino acids)
Source: RefSeq, a predicted model, not a curated record